This is a messenger RNA of Triticum urartu, 2089 nucleotides long. RefSeq names its product POLLEN DEFECTIVE IN GUIDANCE-like protein (gene POD1). Gene Ontology annotation, cellular component: endoplasmic reticulum membrane. The record is from RefSeq and is a predicted model, not a curated record. Lineage: Eukaryota; Viridiplantae; Streptophyta; Magnoliopsida; Poales; Poaceae.
GACGACACGUCCCCGCGCUCCCUCCCCGAGACCUCCUCCGAUGGCCAGCGCCGCCGCAGGAGGCGCUCCAGGCGCAAGCAGGGCGGGCUCCAGAGCCCCCCGAUCGCGGAGGAGGAGCCGCGCGUGGACGCCCACCCGCCCGCGGCGCUCAGGGUCGCGGAUCUGAUGCCCGUGGUGGAGAAGGUCUGCCAGACCUCGGACGCGGAGAGGUCCGCGACGAGCUGCGUGGCGUAUGUUGGUGUCGAGUUGAGGCAGAGGAACGUGGCCGGGAAUGGGAGGGUGGUGACGUUUGCGGAGGACGCGGCUAGCAGCUGCGGAAGCAGCUCGCGUGAAAGCGCCGCGGCCGCCGCCGCCGCCGCCGCGGUGCCGGAUGUGAUUGACCCGGCCCGGCGGCCUGAGGCGAACGGUGUCGUGAAGAAACUGGAGAAGGAUGAGUCGCUGGACUGGGAAAAGUACAUCAAGGAGAACAGCAACGUUCUCGGAGAAGUCGAGCGCCGUGACAAUUCACCAUUCAGAUACUUCAUUGGAGAAAUGUAUAGCGGCAAUUCGCUUAGGAGUACAAUUGCAGUGGGUAAUGACAAGAAGCGACAGCGGGUCUACAACACUAUGUUUCAUGUGCCUUGGAGAUGUGAACGGCUAAUUGUCGCAGGAUUCUUUGUCUGCCUGGAUUCCUUUCUGUCUUUGCUCACCAUCAUGCCUGCAAGAAUUGUGAUGACAGUAUGGCGAAUUCUGAAAACCAGGCAGUUUCUUCGGCCAAAUGCUGCUGAUUUGUCAGAUUAUGGAUGUUUUGUAGUUCUAGCCCUAGGAGUUGCUUCUUUGCAAAUGAUAGAUAUUAGUUUGAUUUACCAUGUCAUUCGUGGCCAGGGCACGAUCAAGCUCUAUGUGGUAUACAACGUACUAGAGAUCUUUGACAAACUAUGUCAAUCAUUUGGCGAGGAUGUGUUGCAAGUUUUGUUCAACUCAGCUGAGGGACUGUCAACAUGUUCAACUGACAGGGUCACAUUCGAACUGUUGCGGUUCCUUUUGGAUGGAGCUAUUGCAGUCCUCGCAUUUGUUGUGCAUUCAUUUGUCCUCUUAGCCCAAGCUAUCACCCUGUCAACAUGUAUUAUUGCCCAUAAUAAUGCACUAUUGGCUCUUUUGGUGUCCAAUAAUUUUGCCGAGAUUAAAAGCAAUGUAUUUAAGAAAGUUAGCAAAGAGAACCUUCACAAUCUGGUUUACUAUGAUAUCAUUGAGAGGUUUCAUAUCACAGCAUUUUUACUGUUUGUACUAGCUCAAAAUAUCUUGGAAGCAGAGGGGCCAUGGUUUGACAGUUUUCUUAUUAAUGCUUCCUAUGUAUUUAUGUGUGAAGUGCUUAUUGAUGCUAUCAAGCACUCAUUCCUUGCAAAAUUUAAUGAGAUAAAGCCAGUUGCUUAUUCAGAGUUUCUGGAAGACUUAUCCAAGCAGAUAUUGAAUGAGCAACCUGAUGACCGUCAGAAAGAUCUAACAUUCAUCCCCCUUGCCCCUGCUUGUGUGGUAAUUCGUGUGCUGACUCCAGUGUAUGCCACCCUGCUUCCUGCUGGGCCGUUUACCUGGAGAAUAUUCUGGAUUUUGCUCUGGUCAGUUCUGACCUAUUUUAUCCUCGCCAUCUUCAAGAUACUUGUGGGACUGAUACUGCGUUGCCUCGCGACUUGGUAUAUCAAUCUACGUCUCACAAGAAAACAACAUGCGGACUGAGCACCUGACACCAUAAUCCUGGUGUUAAGAUGACAGCAUUCUUGAGAAGACAAUUUGAUGUGGUGCGCGAAGUACAGCAACUGCCGCAUCAGCCGUGAGUUCGAUCACCUGCCCAUGACAGAAAUCUUGAUAGUGUAGUACAGCACAGAGGAAUAUGUCGAACAUCUUUUUCAGCAAACCAUUUCGUCGAUUCAAGGAACUAGGUAUAGUCCAAUUUUGCCGCGUUUACAACAUCUUUCUGUCAUCCUUCUGUGGAUAGUUCAUUUCAUCCUAAAGUUAUCUGCCUCAACCUAGAGAAGAUUUUUUUGUAAAGCCCUGUGGAUCUGUCUGUUUUGUAUAAUUCAUUUAAGAAGAAAAUAUGGCAGCUUCGUCGGCA